Messenger RNA from Penicillium samsonianum, 6174 nucleotides. RefSeq lists its product as uncharacterized. Bases 1 to 6174 code for a protein of 2057 amino acids. The transcript has 5 exons. Lineage: Eukaryota; Fungi; Ascomycota; Eurotiomycetes; Eurotiales; Aspergillaceae. Gene Ontology annotation, cellular component: cytoplasm. Gene Ontology annotation, molecular function: phosphopantetheine binding; catalytic activity. The record is from RefSeq and is a predicted model, not a curated record. Gene Ontology annotation, biological process: secondary metabolite biosynthetic process; amino acid activation for nonribosomal peptide biosynthetic process.
AUGGCGUCGAAUUCAAUUCUGGAUUUAUUCCGGACUUCUGUUGAAAGAACCCCUUCCCAACUUGCGGUAGACGAAGGGAGCGAUUUCGGCUUGUCAUACCGUCAGUUAGACCUCGAGUCUUCAAGACUAGCCAGUCAUCUCCGCAAUGUUGGCAUUGAUAAACGAAAGCCCAUCCCGCUACUGGCAAGUUCUUGCAGUGAUAUGGUGGUUGGCGUCCUUGGGAUCCUCAAAGCUGGUGCAUCUUAUGUGCCCGUCGAUCGCGCUCAAUGGCCCCAAGAGAAAGUCGACUAUGUUCUCAAGAGAGUGGAGGCAAAUGUGAUUGUAUACACUGGAGACCGGCCUGAUAUCAGGAAUCGGCAGGUCAGGUGCGUUUCAGUUGAAAAAGCAAAAGACUGGGACGCAAGUGACACUGCUGUUUCUCGGUGCUACCAUUGCCAGACAGACACCAUGUGUGUUAUAUUCACUUCCGGGACAACCGACAAACCGAAGGGGGUGGUUUUGACGCAUCAUUCGGUCCUGAAUCUGGUUUCAUCUCCACAAUUCAAUUUCGGAGUCUUACCGGGUGAUCGCCUGCUUCUUGUACUAUCGAUCGCGUUUGACGCUUUCAUGGGCGCACUUUUCAGCACCCUUUGCAACAGCGGUACAGUGGUUCUUGGAAAUCCCCUCAAUCUGCAAGAUCGUGCAGACACAGCCAACAUCUUUGCUGUCACGCCCUCCAUCCUCGAUGCUUUGACUCCGCCAAGUGCUCAUUGCCAUUACCCCAGACUUCAAAGAAUUGUGUUAGGGGGAGAAACUCCCUCGCAGAAGCUCAUCACAGACUGGCGGAGGAUGGCAACCUUGGAUAUCUGGAUUGCCUAUGGGCCAACCGAGGCCACAUGUACCAUCCUGACAGGCGCUCUCCAAACAAAUAUCAAUACCGGAACGCAUUAUACCACUCGACUUGGUCAAAUUAUCCCACACUCUUCUGUCAUGCUAGUUGACCAGGAUAUGCAGCUGAUCAACGAGGUCGGCGUGGAAGGAGAAAUGUUUGCUGCGGGGCGGUGUCUUGCAAGUGGGUAUUGGGACGACGAGAAGUUAACCAAUGAAAAGUUCAUCUUGUACCGGGGUGAGAGAGCAUAUCGCACUGGUGAUAUGGCCAAAUGGGUGACUACAGAUUCGGGAUCUCGGGAGUUGGAAUUCCUUGGUCGAAGGGACAGGAUCACAAAGAUCCGUGGAUUUCUCGUCAACCUCGCACAGGAUGUUGAUGCCAAGGUUCUGCGGCUUGACAAUCGUCUAAGCUUUUCGUUCUCACUCCUCUUCAAUGGUCACCUAGUCUCGGUUGUUGGUCCGGGUACCAUCGACACAACUAGUCUACUCGCCAGGUGGAAGAUGAAUGCCCCAGUUUACAUGGUCCCCGACCACAUCCUGGUCCUGGAAUCUCUUCCGAUGAUGAACGGCAAGACUGAUGUCAAGGCAUUAAAAACGAUCAUCAAGGAAUCCAUUGGCUCAACAAUAGAGGACCCCAUAUCUGCUACUUCGACACUGAGUGAAGCUGUUAUGACAGCUUUAUCUCAAGUAGCGAAUAUUUUAAUUGAUCAAAUUGACGUCAAUCAAUCAGCAAUUAGCUAUGGAAUCAACUCCCUGGCUGCUAUCAAGGUAUCCUCGUUAUGUCGCCAGUACGGGUUUACAGUUCCCGUGCGGCACAUCCUCUUGGAGCCAUCUAUCCAAGCGUUGAUAGGUCUGUGUGACGAGCAGAGAUCGUAUGCCCCCAUGCAAGAGACCAGUCUACAGUGCCAGAAGGAAUCAAAGAUCACACCCCUUCAGAAGGCCCUCCUCUUAGCUACCAUGGACAAUCACGAGAUGAACUAUGUGCAACAGCUUUCUCAUUAUGCUACGGCUGAUAUCGAACGGGUCAAAAAGGCAUGGGAGGCUGUCUUCUCAGUUGAGCCCAUGUUCCGCACGUCUUUCAGCUGGUCAACGGAGGAACCUAUGCAGAAUGUGCAGCCACAAGCUUCGUUUGUUUGGCAAGAGAUAACGGUGAAAUCUCAACAUGAUAUUGAGGUGACGUUACAGGAAUUAAUUAGCCGUGCCGACCUGGGUAAUAAUUUUGCGACUUUGCACUACGAAGGCAGUGAGCUCAACAGAGGCCAAAGCACAGUGGUGUGGACUGUACAUCACGCCUUAGUCGACGGAUUUUCGGCGUCCUUGAUUUUCCAGAAAGUGGAUGCUGCCCUUGAAGGCAGACCCUUUGAGAGCUCUCUCCCGUUCACUGUCGCGGCAAGAGAUAUGGAGCACCUACGGCGUGCAAUACGUACAGAGAUUCAGGAAUUUUGGAGUGAUCGUGAGCCACUCAUACCUGAUGCAUGCGGCGACAUAGCAUCUCCGAACACCAGUUUGCUUAGCCCCCGUCAAUCAGGUCAUGCUCAGAUUUCUGUAUCCGAGAGUGUAGAUCGGGCAAAAGUCAUAGAAUACGCCUGCGCUGUGAAUGUUACCCCAGCGGCCAUAUUUAAUGCUGCAUGGAUACUGCUUCUCACAACCUACACCAAUUCGGACACAAUCGUGUACGGAAGUGUCUUCUCAGGCCGCAAUCUUCCCUUCGCAUGGGCAGACACCAUGAUAGGCCCGUUGAUCCAAACUUUACCUGUCCUUGUUCAGGUUGACAGGUCCUCAUCUACCGAAACGUUUUUACAGCAGAUUCAUCGUGAAAUUCAAGGCCUGGCUAGCAUACACGUUUCGGAAAUUCCAUCAAACAUACCAGCAUUCUCCACCACCGUUGCCGUUCAAGAUGGCGGGCUGAGGAAAGGAACGACCGCCAUAAAGUGCCUCCAAGAUCCGUCAUUCCAAAAUACUGCAAACAUCCCUCUCAACCUAGUGAUAGACCCAGAUGAAGGUAUCCGCCUCUUCUAUAGGACUGAUAGGUUCUCACCAAGUCAAGUGCAAGACAUGGCAGAUAUCUAUGGUAGCAUCUUACACUCCCUGUUUCACAGCCGGUCCUCCGUGCAGCAGUGUCUUGGCUUGAAGUUCCCCCCGCACAUGCGCGAGAAGAUAUUGACAGCCGGAAACUGUAACUCGACUGCCAGCUUUACACGCAGUUCGGGUCAAACCAUUAGCAGUCUGUUCCAAUAUUCUACGUGGCACAAUGCUUCAGAAAUCUCCAUUCAAGCAGCGGGGAAGACUUUGACAUACACUCAACUGGCUGACCGUGUGGAUAAAAUUGCGAGCGUCAUCGCCUUGCUCGUCCCCGCUGGUGCAGUUAUUGCAGUUUUGGCAGACCGAUCCAGCAACUGGAUUGUCGGAAUGCUCGCCGCGAUGCAAGCCAACACGGUUUAUUUUUCGGUGGACGCAUCGUACCCUGAGGAAUAUCGUGCUCAGCUCCUUGAACGCAGCGGUGCCCAAGUUCUAUUACUUCCCAAUACUUCGCAAAUGGAAAAGACAGGGCCAAAUGGUCCACUCACACUAGCGAUAGACCAUCUUCUGAACCAAAGAAUUAAGCCAGCGGAUUGCCAACCUAGGUUACCACAUCCUAGCUCUACGGCUUAUCUUUGUUUCACUUCCGGGUCCACUGGCCAGCCCAAAGGAGUGCUGUGUAGGCAUCGGGGCGUUGUCGCCCUGUAUUCCUCCGCGCCCGCUCGACCCACAAGCCGUCCUGGCACACGAAUCGGUCAGAUGCUCUCUCCAGGAUUUGAUGGCUGUAUCCACGAGAUUCUCUCGACCCUCUGUUUUGGGGGUACUUUGGUACUACCCCGAGGAAAGGACGAUAAAUUCUCUCACCUGUCAGAUGUGGAUGUAGCAACACUCACCCCUUCCCUCGCCGCAGAGUUGAACCCACGAGACUAUCCUAACUUGAAAUCGAUUCACUUCGGCGGAGAACCUGUGCCAGAUGCGUUGGUCGAACGAUGGGCUUCAGGCAGAGAGCUUUAUAAUAUUUAUGGACCCACAGAAGCUUCCCUGCUGGUGUGUCAUCAUCGUUUGAAGCCUGGCAUUCCAGUUACUCUCGGACGCCCUUUGCCAUCAGCCCGCAUAUACGUUCUCAACAAUCACCUCGAGUUGCAACCUACACUGACGAUCGGAGAAAUAUAUAUCGCUGGGGUUCAGAUAUCCCGCGGGUAUCUUGGAAUGGAAAAGAAGACGUCUGAAGAAAUUGUACCUGAUCCAUUCUGCAUGGGCUCUGACCAAGAAAUGAUGUAUCGCUCCGGGGACAUUGGCUUCAUGGAUGAGCGUGGAAACCUGCAUUGCUGUGGUCGAGAUGAUCGGCAGGUUAAACUUCGAGGAUACCGUAUCAACUUGGACGACAUCCCAGCAGUCGUUUACCGGACGAUGUGCUCGGUCUCCAAGGCCGUCGCAGUCACAGAGAACGGCGCUGUUGUGCUCUGGGUUGAGCCAGAAAUCGAUACAGAGUCAUUGAGACGUCAGCUGGCCAUAGCGCUGCCACCUCAUUCGGCCCCUAAAAGCGUUUACUCCAUGACAAAGCUGCCCCGAACCAAAAAUGGUAAAAUUGAUAUUAAGGGUCUUGUCUCAAAGAAUAACGUCGACCUCGCUCCCAAGCCAAGUCAGCCUUUGAAUUCUCUCGAGGAGACCCUCGCAGGCAUCUGGAGACAAUUGUUGACGUUGGACUCCAAGAGGCAAAUAUCAAACGCAGAUGACUUUGCCAUCCUCGGUGGUCAUUCUCUCCUCCAACUUGCCCUGGCUGCUCGCAUCAAGAGCCUUUUCAACAUCCCAAUCACCGUGAAAGAUAUCAUCUCCGCAUCAACGCUCCGAGAUCUAGCCCGUCUUAUUCAGACUGAGGGCGAGUCACAGCUGGACGGCACACCACUGGUAUUACCGGAAGCUCAAGUUCAGCCACUUGGUCCAGAGACUCCUUCAUCAGCAGAGGUCGAAUGGAUACAUCGUUACAAACAUUCAGAGACAACAUCGAGCUUCAAUGUACCUUACUUUGCGGAGCUCUCGACUGAUGUUGACAUCCAAAAGCUGGCGUCUGCACUCCAGAUAGUCUUUAAUCGCCAUCGAAUUUUGCGUUCCAGGUUUACAACUCGGGAGGAUAAGACCCUUCGUUCAAUCACAAGCGACUCGAUCACCGUGCCUGUCGUAGGAAAUGUUGACGUCAGAGAGUAUAUCAACAUACCCUUCAGUCUUGACAAAGAAAGCCCUAUCCGCGCCGUGGUUUCCCCAAAUCAGCUCGUCAUUUGCGCCUCGCAUGUUGUGUGUGACUUGACUUCAUUCAAUGUGAUCCUGCGCGAAACCGCCGCUGUAUACUACGGUCAGAAAUUGGAGCCCGUUAGGCGCGAGUACUUCGACAGCACAGCCUGGAACCAACCUGUUGGCAAUGAUAGAUUGUCCUUUUGGUGUGAUUAUUUGAAGGGCCUUCCUGUCACAGACGCUUCGGCUCCAGAUACUUCAACCGAAAAUCCAGCGUGCCGAUCCUACCGCGGAGAGUCUGUGUUCCAGGCGAUUCCGCCCCCAUUAUACAAAAGCCUUCUCGCUAUCUCUUCCCUCAAAGGAACCACACUGCAUCAAUUUGGCUUGGCAGUAGUAGGUAUCGUUCUUCAGACUAUUUGUGACCGACAUGAUGUACUCCUCGGGUCUCCAUACAUGAACCGCUCUGACCCAAAGGACAUGGAAGUGGUCGGCUUGUUUCUUCAGCCUUUGCCUGUUAGAAUACUGCUGGAAAAGCCGGAUUCUACAACUGAGAACGCCCUUGAAGAAGUUCGAUCGUCAUCUCAGUCUGCGCUGGCAAAUGCCAUUCCCUGGCCUUCGCUGCUGGAUCACCUAGGACUACCAUUCCCAAGCCAUCAAACUCUCAGGCAAAGACAUCAACAACCCUUAUUCGACUGCGUGGUCACUUUCCACGACCAACGGACACGUGGUAACAUCGAAAAUUUCUUCCCUAUCAAGGGAGUGAAGCCAGUCCAAAUUUCCGCAGAAGGCUCGAAGUUCUCAUGUCUCUUCGAAUGGCAGGCCGAUGAUUGCGGCUUAGGAAUUCGAUAUGAGUACGACACAGAUGCCUUGCCCACUACAUUUAUCAACGUGGUCAAAAGCUUAGUACUUCGCUGUCUAGAGCGCAUGUUGGAUAUAAAGGUCUUGAUGCGCGAUUUACGGUCAGAUAUUGAAGACGUGUUUGGGGCGGAAUGUCAGCGUCAAGGGCUGUUGAGAGCCGAUGCGCAGCGAAUGGGAAGAGCCUUCCUCAUGGGAGUGUAA